Phycodurus eques (leafy seadragon) is the source of this 1458-nucleotide messenger RNA. Its product is annotated as nuclear distribution protein nudE homolog 1-A-like. Gene Ontology annotation, molecular function: microtubule binding. The record is from RefSeq and is a predicted model, not a curated record. Gene Ontology annotation, cellular component: kinesin complex; kinetochore; centrosome. Bases 399 to 1364 code for a protein of 321 amino acids. The transcript is spliced from 9 exons. Lineage: Eukaryota; Metazoa; Chordata; Actinopteri; Syngnathiformes; Syngnathidae. Gene Ontology annotation, biological process: mitotic centrosome separation; chromosome segregation; centrosome localization.
CGUUCCUAUCCCACUACGGCAGCAACGUUUGUGACGCCCAGCUUGUGGUAAAGUGUGAUUUAAACUUCUCGGAAUAACAUCCAGACGGCAAACGUGGUCGUUAUUCAUUAAGAAAGUCAGUCAGCGGCGAGUGAGACGUUGGGCGUGUUUCGUCGCCUUUUCCACGACACUUUCUCCCCGGAGACCUGCGGUGUGUUUAAAUCAGCUGGGAUUUAAAUGGUUAACUCCUUUUUUAGCAGGGACAGCUAACUUAUUUGCAUUAAAAAGCCGAGAGGAGGAGAUUCCAUUGACUCUCUUGUUCUUUGGAUUGCAAAGUUUGAGCUGCCUAACCCCUCCAGAAACGGCUUGACUGCAUCGGCAAGUUGGGCCGCGUUUGGCUGCAUUCAGCCAGGCUGGGAAUGGAGAUGGAGGAUCCCGACACUCCAGAGUUUGGAUCCUUGAAGGAGGAAGUUCACUACUGGAGGGAGAAGACUGCCAAACACCGGCAGAGUGCUGAGGAAGCCCAGGAAGAGCUGCAGGAGUUCCAGCAAAUGAGCCGCGACUACGAGGCAGAGCUGGAAGCAGAGCUCAAAGUGUACGAGACGAGGAACCGUGAGCUGCUGGCCGCUAACAACCGCUUGCGAAUGGACCUCGAAAACUACAAGGAGAAGUACGGCACACAGCACUCGGAGGCGUGUCGUCAGAUGUCGACGCUGGAGGGCGAACUGGCCGAAGCGACGUCCAUUCGAGACCACCUGCACAAGUACAUCAGGGAGCUGGAACAGGCCAAUGACGACCUGGAGCGAGCCAAGAGGGCCACCAUCAUGUCUUUGGAAGACUUCGAGCUGCGUACGAACCAGGCCAUCGAGAGGAACGCCUUCCUGGAGAGCGAGCUGGACGACAAGGAGAACCUUCUGGAGUCCGUGCAGAGGCUCAAGGAUGAAGCCAGAGACCUACGCCAGGAGCUCGCCGUGCAGCAGAAGCACAUGACCUCCUCCUCAUCGUCAUCGUCGGCGCCCUUCCCCUCGCCGCCCCUCACCCCUCCAGACAAAAAGACUGAAGACAAAAUGUCCGCCGCCACGCAUAUCAGAGCGCCCUCCGCACCCAAAACGCCGUCCGUCGACACGGGUGACAGUAGCACGUCUGUGAGUCCUCUGACGACGUCGGCCAGAAUUUCUGCGCUCAACAUUGUCGGCGAGCUGCUCAGGAAAGUCGGGAAUCUGGAAUCCAAGCUGGCGUCGUGUCGCGAGUACGUCCACGAGCAGCCGGCCGGCCGCGGACUCCCGGCCGAGAAUCUCCCCGGCGCGCCGCCCGCCAACGGAGUCUACCACAAAGGGCUGGUCAAGAGGUUGGACUUCGGAACCGGAGCCAAACUGCUGCUGUGAGACGGGAGACGACAUUUCAAACCUCUCGGGCCUUUCCCGGUGUGGCCACGAGUGUGUGAGAUGAACAAAUCGGCACUCGCACUUAACUCACUGA